CGAAAACAAAUUAAAAAACAUCCGGCUGAGCCGCAGUGCCCCUCUCAGCGUAACCGUAGCCAGUCGGUCUCUCUUUGUGCUCCGUUGGCAACGCCUUCUUGUCCGGCGAACGGAUUUCUCUGUCGCUCUUCUUUUUUCUCUUUCUUUCUUUCUGUCUUUUUCCCCGGGUCAUGCUGGCUAAUCAAUGAUCCCCGUGAGACAGCCAUGAGCACUCGGCACUUCUAAUCCAUACGUCCCUCCCUGCUUGACCUUGACCAUGCCGCCUUUUUGGCCCGCCGCAGCCCUAUGGACGGUGCUGGCCAGCCUGACGUCGGCGCAGGACUGGAGAAACCAAGUCAACGUCUCGAUCUGCAACUGGGCCCAACUGCGAGCCAACACGAUCCGUGACAAGGUGUACCUCGACGGAGGAUAUCUAUGGCGCGAGGAAGGAUAUACGUCAGGGGCGCCGCAAUUCACGAGCGAUGACAACCAGGAAGGCAAGCUGUACUACCUCAAUCUUUCCUCGACCUUCGACACUUCCUCCGACAACCUCACCGCGCUGUUCGGGUCUAUCCCCAAGGCUGGCGCGGCCGCCAACAAUCUGGCUCCCAACUAUCGCGACGGGGUGAUGUUUGCCAAUGACGAUCAGCUCUAUCUUUACGGGGGUCUCCUCCGGUCGACGGAAAGUCAAGAUCCUCCGGCAGGCGAUCGAGUGCUGGGAUAUGAGAAAUACCAGUACGGUCCCUAUCGAAGCUCGUGGGAGGCGGGAUUCUACGAAGACCAGCUCGACAACGACGUCACUCGCUAUGUCACGCACGGCGCCGGCGCUUCGGCCCCCAGCGAGAAUCUGGGCUUCUACUUCAGCGGGAUGCACGGCGCAAACUGGGGUUCCAUUGCCGACGAUCAGUCGGCCAACCGAUCGUCCCAGCGCAUGAUCAAGGUCGAUAUGUCGGAGAUGCGUGGCAACGUCUGGUCGAACACCUCUCUGCCGGACUACGUGCCGGCGCGCGCCAACGCAGAGCUGGUCUGGCUGCCAGUGUCGGACUCCGGGGUGCUGGUGGCCAUCGGAGGCGUCCUAAACCCGGAGUCGAUCUAUCGCACCGACGGACUCAGCAACGCCCAGAUGAACGCGAGUCAGCGCGCGAGUCCCGGGUUCAUGGAGACGGUGUCGGUAUAUGACAUCGCAGACGAGAAAUGGUAUGUUCAGAACACCACCGGAGACAUCCCGCCGGCCCUGGCGCAGUUUUGCUCGGUCUACGCGAGUGCAUCCGAUGGUUCGUCCCAUAACAUCUACAUCUACGGGGGCUAUGACGGCCUCGAAACGGACAGCGACCCAUCUGACGACGUGUACGUCCUGUCGCUUCCCUCCUUCGAGUGGAUCAAACUGUUUUCCGGCCAGAAGCAGCAUGGCCGCCACGGCCACAAAUGCGUCAAGCCGUACCCCGAUAAGAUGCUUGUGCUCGGUGGUAAAUACAAGACGGUCACGGACUGUCUUGAUGGCGGCAUCGUGCAAGUAUUCAACCUCAAUACCGGUCGAUUCCAGGACAAGUAUGACCCCCAGGAUUGGGGCGAGUACAAGGUGCCAGACCUGGUGACCGGCCGAAUUGGCGGAGACUCUAAAGGCAGUGCCAAAACGACAUCGCCCAAGUCCUGGACUAAUUCCUCACUCGAGGGUGUCUUCUUGUCCAAGUACACCAAGACCAUCACUUCGUGGUAUCCCUACAACCGCACCGACAACAGCACUCCCCGUCCGACCGUCUCCGUCGUGCCGGACAAGAAGAACGGUUUCCCCGGCUGGGCUGGGGCCAUCAUCGGCGUGGUCCUCGGCCUCUUGCUGAUCGCAGGCGCCAUCGCGUUCUGGUGUUUCCGCCGGCGUCGCCGGGCCAAGGGGUCGCAACAGACGAGCGAGGAGUCGGGCAAGCGAUCGCACAUCAUGCGCUGGAUGUACACGGGCUCGCAGGGGAUGGAGGAAGGAGCCAAAACCAAUGACACGACGACCGCGUCGGUCAGCUACCGCACUUAUCAGGCCAACGACUCGACCGUGGAACAAUCCGUGACGGCGGCGGCGACUUCGCCCCGGACGAUCGAAGCAGGAAGCGAUCCGAUUUUCGAGAUGCACGACAAUAGCACCACGCCUCCUGUGGAGCUACCAACCUCUUAUAACAACAACCCUCUUCCCAGCCCGACUCCCAGCGGCGGCAGCGGUUCGACCGGGUUUGUCUCGCCUCUCUCGCCCCAGACGGCGAGCAGAGACAUCCAGGAGGCGGAUGAUGCGCCGGUGCGACCGGCACAUCAUCGGCAUGUCUCCAGUCUCUCCAGCGUGCGGUCUUUCUCCAUCGCCAACAUGAUUCACGAGGAUGGCGGCACGACGCGCCACGCACACCGACCGAGCCACGUAUCGGACGUCUCGGAGACCAGCGUCAGCUCCGAAGGAACGCGAGUGCGCGAAGGAAGCGGACAAUUCUCGAGCUCCGAGGGCGAUUGGAGGUUGGAGACGACGAGAGAGGUCGACGAGAGAGAUUACUUUAAUAACGGGAGACCCUGAUAUAAAUACGAUGUAUAUACUGCCGGCUUCGAAGCACUUGGGCUGGAUUGAACAUGAUUUACUUUAAUUUAAUAUCCAUGCGCUACGAAUUCAACCAGCGAG
Messenger RNA from Aspergillus steynii IBT 23096, 2626 nucleotides. RefSeq lists its product as uncharacterized. Lineage: Eukaryota; Fungi; Ascomycota; Eurotiomycetes; Eurotiales; Aspergillaceae. Gene Ontology annotation, molecular function: protein binding. The coding region runs from base 257 to 2524 and encodes 755 amino acids. The record is from RefSeq and is a predicted model, not a curated record. The transcript has 8 exons.